UUCUGACAAAAAGUCGCGUUUUACUAGCGCCCUCUACAACUACUACUGAGUUACGGUAACCAAACCGGGUUACCUAGCCACGGUGGAGCGCUAGUAUGUCGCGACUUUUUUUUGUAUGGAUACUAUGUAUGUAUUUAUGUAACUUGAUAAGAACAUUUGGCGCCGUCAUAUUAUUGUUCGUUGUGCAACCAUAGUAUCCAUAUCCGUGGUUCGAGCCAUUCGUGGUGGCGCAUGCGUAUAGAACAUUUUUGAACAAGAACAACCGCCAUAAUGUUUUUAUUUUUUAACGGAAAAUUUACGUCGUUAACGGAAAAAGCUUUGUGCCCUUUGUGGCUUUGUAGUUUGUAGUUCGUCGUCGUCCUCCUCGUGUUGUAUCGUCGCCGUAUUUCCGUUUCGGGUUAUCGUGCGCGUCACUGUCCAAUGUUCAAUGACUUUUAAUCUUAACGUUCUGUAUAAUGUGUAGGUCUGUCAGUGUCCAGUGAGUUCAGACUCAUUUGUUGCAACUAUACUUAGAAUAUAAUUCCCAAACGUUUGGGUUUUCUGUUUUAAUAUUUAUCUACGUUAAUUUUGCAAUAAAAGUUAUUCCGCUUUCAAGUACUACUUCCACAUCGAAAUGGAUGCAAAUGAGCUCAGCUUAGUUGAAAAUGAAUAUGAUGAUGGUGUGGUAUGUUUUGGUCCAGUGACUGAAAGUCAACUAAAUAGAUAUAAAAGAUUACCACGUCGCACUGUUUUACCAUCAGAUUUCGAAUUAAGUCAAUCCCUUUUUGAGCAAGAUGAAGAUAAAAAAAAUGACCGAUCUACUGUCUUGGAUGAAAAUACAUCAACAUGUGUUGAUAAUUCAAGCAAUUUAACAAAAAAAAUUGAUGAAGAAAAAGAAGAAAUUGAAACAACCGAAUUAAAACAAAGCUUUUCUGAAGAUGCUUAUUCAAAAUUUUCUUCGCCGUGUUUCUCAAAGUGUAUACCAAAUGCAAAGUUGAUGGACACAGAAGUUAUUAAUAGAUACAUCAGAAUGGGAUCAACAUCGUCAAAUGAUUCAUCUUUAUCAGAAGAUCAAAAUAAGUCUACAUUUGAAGAUGAAACCGUUAGCUUUACAGAUGCCCAAGAAAUGGAGUCAAUUCAAGACAAUUAUGUCUUUGAUGAAACUAGUACCUGUGAACACUUUUCUGUUUCAAGUGCUAUUGAGCAAAGCGCUAGUAUCAACCAACAAAAUGUGUUAGAUGAUUCUAAUAAUGUAUGCACUUUAAUACAUUGUAGUCAAAAAGACGAUACAGAUUUAAGUAUUUGUAGUGACUCAGAACUUGGAGAUGUUACUGAAGAUUCAAUUGUUGCUGAUGAAUAUAGUGUUACACCUGGAAAACAGAGAUUGUUCGAUUUGCGAGUCACUAAACAAUCGCUUCGUGCUAAGGCUCUCGUAGCAUCUGCUCCAUUUAUGGAUAGAAUUGAAGAAACUACAACUCCUGUAGUGCCUAAAGUUCUUGAUUCUCCUUUAAUUUUAAAUAACAUUAGUUAUAGACGCUCAGAAAUCAAUGAUAAUUUAAAUGUUUUAUCAAUUACUGAAAUACGUCAUGGUACAUCUAUUGAGCAUUUCAAUCAAACUUCUAAUGAAAAUAUGUUUGAAACUUCAAAGCUUAUUGAUGAAACUGCGGGAGAAUUAUUGAUAUCAACCGAUUUGAAGAAUGAUAUAGCCUCUGUGAAUAAAAGUGCGGAUACUAUGUUUGAUGAAACAAUGAACACAAUUAAACAUUCAACAGACAGCAAGGGUAUGAAUGUUAACAAGUUGUUAAUUAAAACUGAUCGAAUUGAAAAUACUUUAAAUGAUAUGGUGCAUACAUCUGAUAAUGAACAGUCAAUGAAUAUCAUGACCGACAUUACUAUUCCAACAGACUUAAAUAUUCAUUAUGAUAAAGAAGACUUAAUUGCUGCACAAAUCAAUGCUAUAUCAACAAAUACCAGUGUAGAUGAUAAAAUAUUUGAUGAAACUGUGAAGAUUAAUAAACUUUCAACAAACAACCAAAGUACUGAUUCAAAUAAAUCCUUAAAUGGAACUUACAUUGAAAAUACUUUAAAUGACAUUGAACACAAAUUCGAAGUUGAAAAGUCUAUGAAUAUUAUGUCCAAUAUGUCUAUAUCAACAUCUAAUGUCAAUGAUCAUCAUAAAGAUGAAGAAUUCUCAGUUGCCAUGGAAGUUGAUAUUAAAUCAGCUAAUACUAGUGUGGAUAAAGAGUUAAGUAAAACAGUGUGGACUCGUAGGCUUUCAUUAAACAACCAAAGUACUGAUUCAAAUAAAUCUUUAAAUGAAACUAAUAUCGAAAAUACUUUAAAUGAAACUGAACACAAAUUUGAUGGUGAAAUGUCUAUGAAUAUUUUGUCCAACAUGGCUAUACCAACAUCUGAUGUCAACAAUGAAGAAUUCUCAGUUUCCAUGGAAGUUGAUAUUAAAUCAACUAACACUAGUUGUGUGGAUAAAGAGUUAGACGAAACAAUUUGCACUAAUAGGCAUUCAAUAAACAAUCAUAUUAUUGAUUCGAAUAAAUCCGUAAAUGAAAAUAAUAUCAAAAAUACUGUAAAUGUCACUGAACACAAAUUUGAUGGUGAAAAGUCUAUGAAUAUUAUGUCCAAUAAAGCUAAUCCAUUAUCGAGUGCAGAUGAGUAUAAUGAUGGAGAAAACUCAAUUACUACAGAAGUUGGUAUUAUAUCAAUUAGUACCAGUGUAGUGGAUAAAAUAUUUGACGAAACAGUGUACACUAAUACACUUUCAACAAACAACCAAAGUAUGGAUAUGAAUAAAUCCUUAAAUGAAACUAAUAUCGAAAAUACUUCAGAUGUCACUGAAAACAAAUUUGACUGUGAAAAGUCUAUGAAUAUUUUGUCCAAUGUGGCUAUACCAACAUCUGAUGUCAACAAUGAAGAAUUCUCAGUUUCCAUGGAAGUUGAUAUUAAAUCAACUAACACUAGUUGUUUGAAUGAAGAGUUCAACGAAACAAUUUGCACUAAUAGGCAUUCAAUAAACAACCAAAUUACUGAUUCGAAUAAUUCCUUAAAUGGAACUAAUAUCAAAAAUACUCUAAAUGUCACUGAACACAAAUUUGAUGGUGAAAAGUCUAUGAAUAUUAUGUCCAAUAUACCUAAUUCAAUAUCGGGUGUAGAUGAGUAUAAUGAUGAAGAAAACUCUAUUGCUUCAGAUGUUGAUAUUAUAUCAGUUAGUAAUAGUGUAGUGGAUAAAAUAUUUGAAGAAACCGUGUACACUAAUACACUUUCAACAAACAACCAAAGUAUGGAUAUGAAUAAAUCCUUAAAUGAAACUAAUAUCGAAAAUACUUCAAAUGUCACUGAAAACAAAUUUGACUGUGAAAAGUCUAUGAAUGUUAUGUCCAACAUGGCUACUCCAACAUCUGAUGUCAACGAUGAAGAAUUCUCAGUUGCCAUGGAAGUUGAUAUUAAAUCAACUAACACUAUUUGUGUGGAUAAAGAGUUAAACGAAACAGUUUGCACUAAUAGGCAUUCAAUAAACAACCAAAUUACUGAUUCGAAUAAAUCCUUAAAUAAAACUAGUAUCAAAAAUACUCUUAUUGUCUCUGAACACAAAUUUGAUGGUGAAAAGUCUAUGAAUAUUAUGUCCAAUAUACCUAAUUCAAUAUCGGGUGUAGAUGAGUAUGAUGAUGAAGAAAACUCUAUUGCUUCAGAUGUUGAUAUUAAAUCAGUUAGUACCAGUGUAGUGGAUAAAAUAUUUGACGAAACCGUGUACACUAAUACACUUUCAACAAACAACCAAAGUAUGGAUAUGAAUAAAUCCUUAAAUGAAACUAAUAUCGAAAAUACUUCAAAUGUCACUGAAAACAAAUUUGACUGUGAAAAGUCUAUGAAUGUUAUGUCCAACAUGGCUACUCCAACAUCUGAUGUCAACGAUGAAGAAUUCUCAGUUGCCAUGGAAGUUGAUAUUAAAUCAACUAACACUAGUUGUGUGGAUAAAGAGUUAAACAAAAUAGUGUGCACUAAUAGGUAUUCGAUUAACAAUCAAAGUACUGAUUUGAAUAAAUCCUUGAAUGAAAAUGAAACCAAUAUCGAAAAUACUUUAGAUGACUCUGAACACAAAUUUGAUGGUGAAAUGUCUAUGAAUAUUAUGUCCAAUAUAGCUACUCCAUUACCAGGUGUAAAUGAUUAUUUUGAUAAAGAAAACUCAAUUGCUACAAAAGUUGAAAUUAAAUCGAUUAAUACCAGUAUAGUGGAUAAAAUAUUUGAUGAAUCAAUGUUAAUAAAUGCUAAUAAACUUUUAACAGACAGCAGAUUUAUGAAUCGUAACAAAUCCUUAUAUGAAACUGAAAGCACUUUGAAUAAUACUGAACACAGGUUUGUGAAUAAUAUCCAAAACACCUCUGUUUCAGCCGUACAUUUUGAUGAAAAGUUGCAUUUAAGUAAACUGGAUAAUAGUAUAUUAAAAAACACAAUCAAUUCUGAUAAUUCAUUUGUAGGAAUUAACGAAGUUAAUAUAACUUGCAAUACAUCACUAGAAGACCCGUCAUGUAUGAUGAGACAAUAUUUAGACUUUGAACAAGCUGUGAAUGAAAUGUGCAAUGAUAUUUCAUCAGCAAGUGGUCCUGUUGGAAAAUCUAAUAAGCCAAAAGAAAGUUAUGACGAUGAAACUCUUGAAAACUUGAUCGAACAAACACUUUCUUCUAAUACAUUCAAUCUAACGAAAGAAAAUGAAAAUGUCUCGAAUUAUGAAGGGUCAAACUUAUCGGUCAUUAUUGAAAAUAAAUCUCUAGAAACUUCUUGUAACAACAUUGAGCAAAAUGAAGAAUUUGUCAGCCCCAAUAAUGAUGUACCAAUUACUUUGGAGUCUGAAAAUAUUGUGAAGGAAGUCAAUGAUAUUGAAUUCUUGAAUAAAUCAACAGCUUUAAAUACAGUAGCUACUCCUUCAAAAUCUGAAGUUGGUUUAGCAUAUGGAACAGAUGUUAAUACUCAAAUCAAAGCAAAAGAAAGUAUUUCAAUAAAUUGUACUAUUAAAGAUUCAGGAUUAGUUGAAAAUAUAAAUGAAACUAAACGUAAUGGAAGUUCAAUGUCUAGUGAUGAGUCAUCCAAAAUGGAACUUGAUACAUUUACCAAAAUUAAUAAAAACUUGAAUAAUAUCACUACUAAACAAAUAUUUAUCUCUGAAGAUGUCAAUGAAAUACAUUCAACACAAAAUACUUUGGAUGAAAACAACUUAUAUCUAAUAGCCGAUCAAAUUAAUACAACCGACAUUCCUAACUCCACUGCUUUUAAACUUAUUCCAGAUACAGAAAUAACUCAAAAAAACCUAAUUGAUCAAGAUGAAUUACUUAAUAAUGACAAUCAGCAACAAGAUUUAUUGGAUACAACUAAAUGUGUUGAUAAUAGCUUAGAAGAGUUUACAAAUCUAGAACAGAUGUUUAAUUUUGGAGAAAAUAAAAAAGGAAAACAAGUUGAAUAUAAGACUCCCAAGACACAAAAACUAUUAGAUUUUAGUAUUAUUCAACAAACGCCUACUUUUGAUAAUCCAGCGAAGAAACAGAAGCUAUUAAAUUUCAGUAUUGUUGACCAAACUCCAAUAUUACAAAGUACACAAAUUGAAAAUGUUAUCAACGAUGACAGUUUAAUAAAUUUCAGUUCAGUUGAUCAAAUGUGGAAUUCAGAAGUAGUGACAAAAGAUGAAAUUAAUUUUAAAGAUUUACAAAACUCUUCCAAUUAUUCUUCAUCAAACAAUCUAUCAACAAUUUCAGCUCCUGAUUUAGAAUUAUUAGCGGACGAGUCAAUUAAAAGAAAUACAUCAAAUUUCAGUAACUCAUCUUUUGAUCAAACAAUAACUGAUUCAAAUUUAAAUCUGUCUACUUAUUCUUGUGCAAGUAAUAAGACUCAAAAUGGUAUAACAAGAUUAAAUAAUCUGAAACCAUUGCUAUUGAUCAACAGGCAGAUUAUUGCUGACAAACCUUCUGACUCUUCAAAUCAAACAAUUGAACAGAAUGAGUCAAUACCAAAAACAUUUUAUGACCAACACUGUGUUGCGGAAGCAUCUACUAAAGUAGUAAAACCCGACUUAAAUUUGUUAUCAAAUACUACUUCAAACAAAAACAUUGAUUCUACAGAAUUUAAAGAUGAUUCAAACCAAGACCCGUGUUUCAACUCAAAUGAACGUGCCAUUAUAGAUUUCAGCAUUAUCGACCAAGGAAUAUUGGAAAAUGUUGAAUUAAAAAACAAUACUGAUAUAACAUCUUUUAAAUCUGAUAGAAAUGUUUCUAAUCUAAUUGAAAUGUCUUUUGUUACUAAAUCUGAAGAGCAAACAAUUAUUUCAUCUGGAAAUCCAAUAAUACCUAUAACUUCUCACAGUAGAUCUGAAAACUCUAUACAUAGUAGUUCUGCUGAAAUGAAUAGCACAGCUCUACAAUUAGAAGAAUCUACAUUUUUACACAGUAACACUGAAUUGUUAACUGAUAUACAGAUGAACGAUGAGUCGCUUCUUAUAGAAUCGCCAGAUAAGAGUUCAAUUAUCGAUUCUUUUCAUAGUAUUGAAUUGGAUCAUGUACAGGAAGAUAAUAAAAGGAAAAUGGAGACUACUGAAGAAUAUGAUAAUAACGAAAAGAAAAUGAAAGUAGAGACUGAGAUGCUGAAGACACCAAUGUCGAUGCUCUAUAAAAUUAAAAAUAUGUUCAGGAGCAGUGAAAGACAACCAUGUUGUGUAAAUAAUACAAAAGAAAACAAUUUGAAAUCAAACAAAUGCUAUCAAAAAUUAAAUUUUAACAAAUUUGAAGAAAAUAAUGAAGAUUUUACUAAACGAAUAACACUAAAAAAACCAGAAGUCAUAGUAAAAAGUAAAAUACCUUGCAAAGUCACUGACAGAUCAUUAACAAAAAAUGAUGAAUUUAAUAGUUCAUCUCUAUCAUCCCUUAAUGAUAGUAUUAAACAAAAAAAAACCAUACCAAAGUUUUCCGGAGUUCCCGUAUUAUCUGAUGUAUCCAAUUCGUCAAACAGAAAGGGUGCAGAAAGUCGUAUACCUUUCAAAUUUCAAAAAUAAUGUCAAUCACAAAUUAUUUUUAUAGUUAUUAUUUAAUUUUUAUUUUAGUUUAGUUAUUUAUUAUGAAAAUAAGGCAAAUGUAUUAGUAAAAAA
Acyrthosiphon pisum (pea aphid) is the source of this 7120-nucleotide messenger RNA. RefSeq names its product protein PFF0380w. The record is from RefSeq and is a predicted model, not a curated record. Lineage: Eukaryota; Metazoa; Arthropoda; Insecta; Hemiptera; Aphididae. Bases 614 to 7027 code for a protein of 2137 amino acids. The transcript is spliced from 9 exons.